Molecule: messenger RNA, 1819 nt
Organism: Lucilia sericata (common green bottle fly)
Lineage: Eukaryota; Metazoa; Arthropoda; Insecta; Diptera; Calliphoridae
Product: probable cytochrome P450 4ac1
Exons: 8
Coding region: 82-1632 (516 amino acids)
Molecular function (GO): heme binding; oxidoreductase activity, acting on paired donors, with incorporation or reduction of molecular oxygen; monooxygenase activity
Source: RefSeq, a predicted model, not a curated record
AAUUCAAACCGAAAACAUUAUAAUUUAAAAAAUCAACAACAACUAUUAUUCUUAAAUAAAUAUUUACAUUCUAUAAACAAUAUGUGGAUUUUACUAAUAUUAUGUUUGAUAUUAUUAAUAUUAAUUAAAUAUUUGUUUAAACUUAAUAAAGAUUAUUACAUCUUAAGUUUAUGUAAACGUAUUAAAACCAUAGAUGGUAGACCGUUAGAAGAAAAAAUUGUCAUUAUACCGGGUUUAACAAGAUUUGGCAAUAAUUUUGAUUUGCUAAGCAUGACACCAGAAAAAUUAUUUAAUUUUUGUCGUGAAAAAAAUGCUUUUUCUAGGGGUAAAAGCUAUUUAUUACAUUUUUUAUUUUCCACUGUCUAUAGCAUAACAAGUGCUGAAGACGCCGAGGAAGUAUUUCAAAGUACUACGAUUAUAACAAAAAGUGUUAUCUAUGAAUUAUUAAAACCAUUUUUAGGUGAUGGUUUAUUAAUAAGUACAGAUCAAAAAUGGCAUUUUAGACGUAAAAUUUUAACACCCGCUUUUCAUUUUAAUGUUUUGCAAAGUUUUAAUGAAAUUUUCAAAGAGGAAAGUGUAAAACUUUUAAAUAAAUUACAAAAACUGGAAAAUAGUGACAUAGAUGUAGCCGAUAUUAUAACAGAAUUUACACUCAAUAAUAUAUGUGAAACCGCUUUGGGAGUUAAAUUAGAUGAUAUAAGCGGCAGUGAGGAAUAUCGUAAAACUAUACAUGAUAUUGAAACAACAAUUGUACAUAGACUCUGUAAUCCUUUACUAUAUUAUAAAAUAUUAUUUUAUCUAUUUGGUGAGUAUAGAAAACAAAUGGAUAGCAUAAAGAUAGCUCAUGAUUUUAGUAGUAAAAUCAUAAAGAAAAAGCGACAAGAAUAUUUGGCACAAACAAGGCUUCGACAAGAUGAUCCCCAGGAAAAUGAAUUUGGUGUGAAAAAACGUUAUGCCAUGUUGGAUACUUUAUUGGCAGAGGAGGCCAAAGGUUUUAUAGAUCAUCAGGGUAUUUGUGAUGAAGUUAAUACUUUUACUUUUGAGGGUUAUGACACCACUUCCACCUGUUUGAUAUUUACUAUAUUGAAUUUAGCUUUACAUCCAGAAGUGCAGCAGAAAUGUAGAAAAGAAAUACAAGAUUUGGCUGAUUUUGCUAACUUAACCGUUUUUGAUUUUAAUAAGUUGGAAUAUUUGGAAUGUGUUUUAAAGGAAACUUUACGCUUGUAUCCUUCUGUACCAUUUGUUGCUAGAAUUUCUACAGCAGAGACUCGUUUAAAUGGUUUAAUUUUACCUCCAAAUUGUCAAAUAAAUGUUCAUAUUUAUGACAUAAUGCGCGAUCCUAAACAUUUUCCCGAACCAAAUCUUUUUAAACCCGAAAGAUUUUUAGCGGAUGUAUCGGCGAAACGUCAUCCAUUUGCUUUUGUACCCUUUAGUGCUGGUUCAAGGAAUUGUAUUGGUCAAAAAUUCGCCAUACUUGAAAUGAAAUCGGUUUUGGUGGCAAUUUUAAAGAAUUUUGAUAUAUUGCCCAUAACAAAAUUGGAAGAUUUAAUAUUUGAAAAUGGUUUGAUAUUAAGAACACAACAAAAAGUCUAUGUUAAAUUAAAGAAAAUUUCAGAAAUUAAACAACAGUAAAUUUUACACAUAAUAGCAAAUACCGUUAAAUGGAUCUAACAAUCCUCUAUAAAUUUACUAUUAAUUUUUUUUUUUUAUUUAAAAGAAAACAUUUGUGGGAAUAUAAUUUUUAAUACUAGUCGUGUAGUAUUUUUAAUACUUUAUAAACUGUUCAAUAAAUGUUUAAUCAUUUGGCGUUGGUUGGUUU